Messenger RNA from Prunus armeniaca (apricot), 1299 nucleotides. NCBI's taxonomy places the organism in Eukaryota, Viridiplantae, Streptophyta, Magnoliopsida, Rosales, Rosaceae. The record is from the annotation of a GenBank genome assembly.
AUGGCACAGAUUUUGGCACCAACUUCACAAUGGCAGAUGAGAAUUACAAAGAGCUCAACCACUGCUAGUCCUAUGACAGCAAAGAUGUGGAGUUCUCUAUUGUUGAAACAGAACAAGAGAGGACCAACCAAGAGCUCUGCUAAGUUUCGAGUGCUUGCCGUGAAGUCUGAAGAUUAUACCAUAAACAGGCUGGAGGGUUUACUGAAUUUGGACCUUACUCCAUUUACUGACAGGAUUAUUGCUGAGUACAUUUGGAUUGGAGGUUCAGGGGUUGAUGUCCGUAGCAAGUCAAGGACAAUAUCAAAGCCUGUUGAACAUCCGUCUGAGCUUCCCAAGUGGAACUAUGAUGGAUCAAGUACCGGGCAAGCACCGGGUGAAGACAGUGAAGUAAUCUUAUACCCUCAAGCAAUCUUUAAGGACCCUUUCCGUGGUGGCAACAAUAUAUUGGUGAUUUGUGAUGCAUACACACCACAAGGCGAGCCUAUCCCAACAAACAAACGCGCUAGGGCUGCUGAGAUUUUUGCGAACCAGAAGGUUAUAGAUGAAGUUCCAUGGUAUGGGAUAGAGCAAGAGUACACAUUACUUCAAACCGAUGUGAAAUGGCCUUUGGGUUGGCCAGUUGGAGGCUAUCCUGGUCCUCAGGGUCCCUAUUACUGUGGUGCUGGUGCAGACAAGUCAUUUGGCCGUGACAUUUCAGAUGCUCAUUACAAGGCUUGCCUGUAUGCUGGAAUUAACAUCAGUGGGACCAAUGGGGAGGUUAUGCCUGGCCAGUGGGAGUAUCAAGUUGGUCCUAGUGUGGGAAUCGAAGCUGGAGAUCAUAUAUGGGCUUCAAGAUACAUUCUUGAGAGAAUCACUGAACAAGCUGGUGUUGUUCUCACUCUUGAUCCAAAACCAAUAGAGGGUGACUGGAAUGGUGCAGGAUGCCACACCAAUUACAGUACAAAGAGCAUGAGGGAAGAAGGUGGCUUUGAAGUUAUUAAGAAGGCAAUUUUGAAUCUGUCGCUUCGCCACACUGAUCAUAUUAGUGCCUAUGGAGAAGGAAAUGAGAGACGGUUGACAGGAAAGCAUGAAACAGCCAGCAUUAACACAUUUUCUUGGGGAGUGGCUAAUCGUGGUUGCUCAAUCCGUGUUGGUCGUGAAACUGAGAAGCAAGGAAAAGGUUAUUUGGAGGAUCGGCGCCCAGCUUCAAACAUGGACCCUUACAUUGUGACCUCACUGCUGGCAGAAACUACAUUAUUGUGGGAGCCAACACUUGAGGCUGAAGCUCUUGCCGCUCAAAAGCUUGCAUUGAAUGUCUGA